AUGCGUCCUACGAACAACACGGCUGGUCUAGUUCGUGUGGCAACCCCGAAUGUUGACGCAGCACCUCAAGAGCCGCAGAGCUCUGGUAGCAAAGCACCCAGUGCCUGGUUCCCCGAAGAAUGUGUAUGGGCAUUUGGGGAGUCACCCUAUCUUGCCAUACGGCCCGAGAUACAACGUUAUCUUUACGAUGCCCCGAUUCAGCAAUACGAUAAUACGUACAUCGGGAGCAUCGUAGCAAAGAAUAUAUGGAGAAACGGGACUAUCAAUAUUGAUACGGUCGAUACUUUCAUGCGCAACCUUUCCGAUGUUAUAACGGCUAGGAUCCGCAACGCUGGCCCACAUGGAGCAGACGAUUAUGUGCUGGAAAGAGUCUUUCUCGAUAUGAUUUGUGUUCAGGUCCGAUGGGCCUGGCUUUCGUACCCAGAUGCUCUGAGAUCGUGGAAGUCAUCCAACCUUGCUAUCUUAUUCUGUAGUCUCGAAGAAGCGGUUCGGCAGAAGGCUGAGUUAGGUUGGUUUCGUGACGAGAUUAACGAAGUAGCAAAGACGUCAUUUGUACAACGAGAGCAAGACGGCGCAGGCAAAGCUAAGUUCUCAGAAGGUUGA
Messenger RNA from Xylaria bambusicola, 603 nucleotides. RefSeq lists its product as uncharacterized. Lineage: Eukaryota; Fungi; Ascomycota; Sordariomycetes; Xylariales; Xylariaceae. The coding region runs from base 1 to 603 and encodes 200 amino acids. The transcript has a single exon. The record is from RefSeq and is a predicted model, not a curated record.